GACCAGCUGAGGAUCCGGCGAGCGCUGGAGAGGGGGCUCCUGAAGACGCUGCAGAAACUGGAUGAGUAUCUGAAUUCGCCCCUCCCUGAUGAAAUUGAUGAGAACAGUAUGGAGGACAUCAAGUUUUCCACACGUAGAUUUCUGGAUGGUGAUGAGAUGACAUUGGCAGACUGCAACCUGCUGCCCAAGCUGCACAUUGUCAAGGUGGUGGCCAAAAAAUACCGCAACUUUGAUAUUCCUAAAGGAAUGACGGGCAUCUGGAGAUACCUGACAAACGCCUACAGCAGGGAUGAGUUCACCAACACCUGCCCCAGCGACAAGGAGGUGGAAAUCGCAUACAGUGAUGUCGCCAAGAGACUUACCAAGUAGACAGCACUUUUGAGAGAGAUGCCUUCAGAUCCCCCAGAAUCCGCUUUCCUAACAGACUGCUCUGCCUCCUCUAAAAUAGAAGUGUAUUUUUUUGCAUGAACAUGCAGUUACUCAAGACUAGGAUUAAAGGUAGACAAAGUGUAGUAGUUAUCUCCAAUACACACUCCUAAGCAGUAUUAUUCUAAAAUCCUCUACCCGGCCCCCCUGCCCUGCCCAUCUCCUCCAGUUCGGAGGCACUCCACCACAAGCUCGUCACACGAGAGGCAGUUUGCCAUCCCUCUGGAGCCCCGACCAGCAUGUCCAUCCACUGUGUAGAUGGCAAACUUGAGGUCCAGUGGUCAACCAUUAGAAUAGUAGCCGUGGCGUCAGUGGGCCCACGCUGGUGUGUAAUGCAUGGUACAAAGAAUAUUUAUGUAUUGGGGAGAAUUGUAAUAUUGAGUAAGGAAUAUGGACGGGUUGCUACUGUGUUGGACAUACUAUUUCAGUGUCCUCUGCCCUGGAGUGUGCUGAGGGUGUUGCUGUCUGGGAAACUGCCUUCCAUAGAGAGACUGCUGGGUUCUUGGUAGAUACUUAA
Molecule: messenger RNA, 943 nt
Organism: Peromyscus maniculatus bairdii (prairie deer mouse)
Lineage: Eukaryota; Metazoa; Chordata; Mammalia; Rodentia; Cricetidae
Source: RefSeq, a predicted model, not a curated record